AUGAAGAUUGUCAAUGCUGUUGAUAUUUUCCGGAUUAAGAUUGUCAAUGUUGUUGAGAGUUCCCUUAACUCACUUUCCUAUACAUGGUUCAUGGACAUGAUUUAUGAUGAAUUUAGAGAGGGCAAGAUCAACAUAGAUAAGACCUUAAAGCUGCUCAAUAAGUUUGAAGUCUCUUACGAUUAUGUUCAUGUGAAAAAAGUUUUUAAGAAAAAUGACAAACAGAAGUCUGGACUUAUUACCAUGGAAGAUUUCAGAGCAAUCUAUCGCAUGCUUCUCCACAGACCAGAACUGGUUGAACUUUUCAGCAGCUACUCGGCAAACAAAAAAGUUUUAUCGUCGACAAAUCUAGCUGAAUUCCUCAGAAAGGAGCAAUUUGAGCUUAGCGCGAAUGAAGGAAGGGCUGUUUCCCUCAUUAAUCGAUACGAACCCAUUCCUGAAGCGAGAAGUCAGAAGGAGAUGACCAUCGAAGGCUUUACACGAUACAUGCUGUCAGAAGAGUGCAGUUUAUUCAAAACGGAGAACAAAACGGUUUACCAAGAUAUGAAUUUCCCGCUCUGCGAUUACUUCAUAUCGUCUUCACACAACACUUAUCUUAUCCAGGAUCAGCUUAUAGGGCCGAGUCAUCUGUGGGGCUAUGCCAAAGAGCAAGAAACUUGUGUAAAAAUAGAGUCGAGAAAAACCGAGAGAUUCAAAAUAGGGAAAAUGUCCUUCUGUUUAUUUGUUAUAGUAGGGUUAAAAGCAAUAAAUGCUGGCAUCAGAUAUACAGACAAUGGCAAGGCUUCUGAUUACCCCAUCAUUUUGUCACUGGAGAAUCACUGCAGUCCUCCACAGCAGGAAAGGAUGGCAGCUCAUCUCCUCGACAUCCUGCGUGAUAGCUUGUGUACUACAACCAUUGACAAUGCUGUGCCAACAGAAUUACCCUCCCCAGAGCAAUUGAAAUUAAAGAUUCUGAUCAAAAAUAAGAAAGCUGGAUCACUCCAAGACACCCUUCAUCGGAGGGGUCAGAAAUACCAGGGCCUUACAGAAGAAACUGAGGAUACCAUGGAGUCAGAUGAUGAAGAUGAUGAAAGUACUGGACGCACACUAAAGAAAACGCUCAUUCGGAAACAAAGUAAAAAAGAUAAGGAAAAGGGCCAUAAAGUCAAAGUGGCUCUGCUCCUUUCUGAGCUUGUGAUUUAUACUGCUUCUCGGAAGUUUGUCAGCUUUGAGGAUUCCAAGGAGAAGCAGAAAUGCUACCAAAAUAAUUCCAUCGGAGAGGUGAAAGGUCAGAAGCUCAUCAGCCGGAGAGCUCCCGACUUUGUCUCGCACACAGUCCGCUUCCUUACAAGAAUCUAUCCCAAAGGAACCAGAACAGAUUCUUCAAAUUAUGAUCCUCAAGAAUUUUGGAAUGUCGGAUGCCAGCUGGUGGCCUUAAAUUUCCAAACACCAGGUGUGCAGAUGGAUUUACUAAUUGGAAAAUUUUUGGACAAUGGAGGCUCUGGUUACGUUUUGAAACCAGAAUUCUUGAGAAGAAGAGACUCUGCUUUUGACCCAUUUAACGUUGCUGAUAGAUAUAAUCCCAUUACGCUAACAAUAAAGAUUAUUAGUGGCUGUCAGCUGCCUCCAAGUAACCUCUCCAAAAGUAACAAGGCUGAUCCUUUAGUCAAAAUAGAAAUUCAUGGUGUUCCAGCGGAUAUGACAAAACGGCAGACUUCUGCCAUAAAGAAUAAUGCUUUGAACCCUAGAUGGAAUGAGACAUUCACCUUUACUGUCCAAGUUCCAGAUCUUGCCUUAAUACGCUUUGUAGUAGAAGAUCAGAUGGCAGUUCUUGCCAAUGACUUCCUUGGCCAAUUUACUUUGCCACUUUUGAGCAUGAAUAAAGGUUAUCGCCACGUUCCAUUGGUCUCCAAACUUGGAGUUACCCUCAAGCCUGCCUCUCUGUUUGUCUACAUAUGGUACUUUCAACAGUAA
Molecule: messenger RNA, 1950 nt
Organism: Ahaetulla prasina
Lineage: Eukaryota; Metazoa; Chordata; Lepidosauria; Squamata; Colubridae
Product: 1-phosphatidylinositol 4,5-bisphosphate phosphodiesterase zeta-1-like
Exons: 12
Coding region: 1-1950 (649 amino acids)
Biological process (GO): intracellular signal transduction; lipid metabolic process; positive regulation of cytosolic calcium ion concentration involved in egg activation
Cellular component (GO): nucleus
Molecular function (GO): calcium ion binding; phosphatidylinositol-4,5-bisphosphate phospholipase C activity
Source: RefSeq, a predicted model, not a curated record